GUAGCUUCGUGCUAACCGCGCUCCAUGUCGAUUCGACCGUGAAAUUCGAUAAACAUCCCCUACGGUCGAAACUGUGUAUGUACACGGCAUAGUGAUGUCAGGAAGAAGUGUCACUGUGUGAAUGAUUUCAUGUCUUAACGUAGUCGUGCCAUCCAUAUCAAAAAUAAUCCCAGGAGUUCAAAGCGUUAAGUUUCUGUCGUAAUAAUGAUAAACGAAAUGGAUAAUAUUUCUCAUUUUAAAUAUCUUGCACAAUAUGAUUGUGUCCUUUGUGGGAGGUGUGUUGGGCAACUUCAUGUUAUACCAUCCAUAUGGAGUGCAUCGAGCGUAUGGGCAGUUUGAACAAAUGCUAAUUAAUGGAAUUAAUUGAAAACCUUGCGGUAUUGUGACGCAAAAAAUAAGAUUUGGGUUCAUUCACUAGUGUCUGCGUUUGUAAUACAACUGUUGCUGUGUCAAGCUGAGGGAACUGCAUAGCGAAUGUCGAACCAAAGUAUAUCGAAAUUAAAAAUGGAGAACACACACUGUGUAGGCAAUACUUUCCGUGCCUCAAAGAUUCUAAUCGACAGAGACAGACUUUGGAAGAACACUAUAUAUGUUAACCCACGAAUUUUGAAAACAUCAGGAGCUUUAAUGCAUCAUAAAGUGGGUAUUGCAAGUGUUCCACUUGGAUACACAGGAAACUGCUCAAGUUCUGAUGCCAGCAAACAUAAUAAAUAUUAUAAUAUCCAGAGUGUUCAGCAAAAAGUUACUCAGUCUUCUGAAGGUAGUGGAUCAUUUCCUGCUGCUAGUAAAUGUGUGUAUCUGAACCCACAUUUUCAGAGAACUGCUACUAGUGUUCAUAUUAAUCCAAAAAAGUUUUCUCAUGUUGUGGAACGCUCGAAUCAUUUAUUGGUAAAUACGCAGCCUGACAGUACUAAGCAAGAAAGCAAAGUCACUGAAAUCUCAAAGCCAAAUUUGUCUGUGUCUGGGGAGAGAAGUCUUGUUUCAAACACACAUAAUACGAAAUCUAGUUUUCACAGUAGUACCUACCCCAUAGGCAGCAAUAAUCAUUGCACUUUAGCAGCACAAAAUAAAAAAUGGAAUAGGUGUAGUGCUGACAAGAUACAAAGUUCAAAACAAGUGGAAAACUGUUCGCUAAUGAAAAAGAUUUCUCACAACAAACUGGUCAGAGUAAGUGAUACAAAACUUGUGCGAAUACCAGACAAAACUAAAUCAUGGUGUGUAAACAGAGCACUGCAAAAGGCUUUAAUCCACAAACAGUAUCAAACACUUGAGAAAAAUUCAGAAAUACAAGAUGGCAGAAUUAUCAAAAAGAAGUCAGAAAAGCAAAAGAAGUCUUCCUAUGCCCAGAUGCAUUUCUCAGUGAACUCUCCUCCAGCUUCGAAUAGACCAGAAAAAUAUGGACUUAGUCAAAAACUUUUACCAACAGUUGUGUGUAAAGGUAAACCAGAUUUACCUACAAGCCCGUCCUGUGCUGCUUCAAAAUACAAAAUAGACAGGCGGCUUGCUAAAUCCAGACUGUUGAGAAAUUACAAGAAAGUUUCAUGCAGAUAUGAAUAUGGUGGGCAUAAGUUUCAGAGAAAGAACAUAUCGCCAAAAGGUUGUGUGUUUCCAGUAUUGUACAGAGGUCGUAAUUCUUCAACAAGGAAUUCAAAAUUUAAUGAUGGAAAGAAGAUUGUCAUAUCUUCAAGAAAACUGUUAAGAAUAGGAUCUACCAUGAAGUCGAAGGAGUCAGCAAGAAAGAAAGGUGAAUCUUCAGAUUCAACCAGGCUUAUAAGAAUAGGGGGUGUUCUGUAUAAAACCUCUCGCACCAGACUGACAAGAAGUAGAACCCAGAUAACAAGUUCAAAGCAACUAGUUGUGAAACGUCAUAAGACAGAUAAAUCACGAACAAUUUACAUUAGAGGAAACAAGUUUAUUAUGGAUGCAAAGGGAAAAACAUUGAGGCAAGUUCCUCAGAAUACGAAUAAUAAUUGUCCAAAAGAUGGAAAACCUUUGCCAUUGAAGAGAGUUUACAUUGGUGGAGUAACGUUUGUGCAAAAAUCAUCCAGCCUUUUGGUGAGAACAAAUACACAUACAGCAAGGAGUAUUGUGAACCAUGCCAAAAAUAAAAGCAUUGCAAUGCUUACUAACAAACUGAGAAAAAUUAAUCAACCUUGUGCGUUUUAUCGUCGAUUCGGUAAAUGUCCAAGAAAAGACAAAGGAAUGUGUCAACUUGUCCAUGAUCCAAAACAGAUUGCUGUUUGUAAGAGGUUUCUUCAGGGAGAAUGUAGCAUAGACAACUGCCCCCUGUCACAUCAGAUUGUCCCAGAAAAAAUGCCAACAUGCAAAUAUUUUUUAGAAGGGUGUUGCACUCGUGAAAAUUGUCCAUACCUACAUGUUAAACUUAAUUCCAAAGCAGUUAUAUGUGAGAGUUUUCUGCAAGGUUAUUGUGCAGAAGGAUCAAAGUGCAAGAAGAGGCAUUCUUAUGUAUGCCCAGAGUAUGAGAAGCAUGGAACCUGUAAAAAAGGUAAGUACUGCCCCUACCCCCACAACACAGGUUCAAAGUUAAACAAGAAAACUGUUUCAAACCAAGCUAAACAGGUGAAGACUGAUCACACACCUGGAGAUCCGACCAGGAAGAGAUAUUACCAAGAAGAAAAAACUGAAAAUAAAGACUCAUCUGUAACUGAAGAAGAAAAUUUGAAAAAGUCAGAGAUAAGUCCACAUAAAGAAGCAGAGGGUAGUCACCGUGAUUUGAAAGAAUCUGGACCUGACAAAGAUGAGCCAGCAUUGAAGAGACCAAGAAUAGGACGUCUGCCAUCAUUCAUUGCUCUUAGCCAUUAGUGCUUACAAAGAAUGGACUUGUCGGAACCAUUGGGUUCCUGACAUGAAUCAACUAUCAGUGAUUUGACAGUGAUGAUUAUGGUUGAUUGUCGUAAACAUUUGCAUAAAAAUUUGUGUGAAAACUGUGUGUAUGAUUACUAUAUUUUACUAUAAAUCAAUAAAUAUUUUAUUACAUUUUCUGAA
Schistocerca gregaria is the source of this 3006-nucleotide messenger RNA. RefSeq lists its product as uncharacterized. The record is from RefSeq and is a predicted model, not a curated record. The transcript has 8 exons. The coding region runs from base 475 to 2823 and encodes 782 amino acids. NCBI's taxonomy places the organism in Eukaryota, Metazoa, Arthropoda, Insecta, Orthoptera, Acrididae. Gene Ontology annotation, cellular component: nucleus. Gene Ontology annotation, molecular function: metal ion binding.